Messenger RNA from Octopus bimaculoides (California two-spot octopus), 1944 nucleotides. Its product is annotated as ras-related protein Rab-43. The record is from RefSeq and is a predicted model, not a curated record. Lineage: Eukaryota; Metazoa; Mollusca; Cephalopoda; Octopoda; Octopodidae. Gene Ontology annotation, molecular function: GTPase activity; GTP binding.
ACACACACACACACUCACACACGCAUAUAGUUGUUCGUACACAUAUAUAAAUGCACACAAACGCAUAAAGACAGAGAGAGACGCACACAUACAUAUACCCGCAUACAAAUACGCACGCGCGCACCUUCAUACAGAGCGAGUGUGUGUGUGUAUGAGAGGGAAGACGCGUAGCAGGUUUCGUGUGUGUCAUUUCGAUUCCAGCACGCACUUGAUUGUGUUGCUGCUACUGUUCUGGACAUUAACCUAGCCGCUCAUACAUACCUACAUUUAUACAUACAUACAAUACACACACACACACACACACACAUAUAUAUAUUUAUAUAUUAUAUACCAAUACCUCUACAUACACCCGAUCUACUAGUCUACCCAUCUCUGUCAAUAUAUACACACACAUACACACAAAGAAGAAUAUAUGGAGAGAGAAGUGCAGUAAUCUAUAUACGUGUAUGUUUACAAACGAAAGGGAAAAGCACUCAAUACAUGGUGUAUAUAAAUAUAUUAUUUUUAAAGAGACAGACCAAGUUGCAAGUGGCUGGCUAUGACGAAGGCAGCGAACGAGGACCGAUAGUAUCGGGGUGGGACUUCGAAGGAAAUAAGGAUAAUAAGAAUAUAUAUAGAGAAAGAAAAAGAGACAGUCUGGUUAGAUAUAUACGGACAGACAUCACACAUCAAGGCUUAUAUUUUUAAUUAAUUAUUUUUUAUUGUUGCAACGAUGGCGUAUCAUUCACAUUUAGACCCAGAUGACUCGUUUGAUUUCUUGUUCAAGAUCGUCCUAAUCGGCGAUGCUGGUGUUGGCAAGACCUGUGUGGUGCAGCGCUUCAAGUCUGGGACAUAUCUGGAGAAACACGGCAGCACAAUCGGAGUUGAUUUUACCAUGAAGACUCUUCAGAUCGAUGGUAAACUAGUCAAGCUUCAGAUUUGGGACACUGCUGGCCAGGAGAGAUUUCGGACAAUCACACAGAGUUAUUACAGAAGUGCCAACGGUGUGAUCAUUGCUUACGAUGUGACAAAACGAUCUUCAUUCGACAAUAUUCCACGGUGGUUGGAAGAUGUAAAGAAAUAUGCAGGAUCAAACAUAGUACAACUAAUUUUAGGAAACAAACAAGAUUUAGAACAUCUACGAGAAGUAAGUGUCGCUGAAGCUAAAGCAUACGCACAACAUUGCUCCAUGUUGGAUGCCAUUGAGACCAGCGCUAAAGAAAAUACCAACAUUGAUGAAGCAUUUCUACGUAUGGCUAAGGAUUUGAAGAAGAGAUUUGGUGGUGAGAACAGCCUGGAAAACGGUCCUGGCGGCAAAAUAAACUUGAACACACGUACAGUUAAAAGCGGAGGAUGCUGUGGCAGUGGAAAUUCUUGAUGUAGAACAGAUCUCUUAUACCUUCUGCAUCAUCAGCAUUAGCAUCAUCAUCAUCAUCGUCAUCAUCGUCAUCAUUAUCGUGAUCGCUACCAGCACCACCACCACUAUCAUCAUCAUCAUUGUUGUUCCUGACAUCAUCACCAAUGUCAUGGUCAAACAUCAACUUUGUCAAUGAUACUAAUGCCAGCAUCAUCAUCAUCAUCGUUUUCAUUACCAGCAUCAAUCAUACUCAUCAUAAUUAUUAUUAUUAUUAUUAUUAUUAUUAUUACACCGGACAAAAUGCUUAGCAACAUUUCACCUGUUGCUACUUUCUGAGUUCAAAUUCCAUUGAGGUCGCUUUUGCCUUCCAUCCUUUCGGGGUUGAUGAAAUAAGUGCGAGUGGAGCACUGGGAGUCAAUUUAAUUGACUAAGCCCCCGCCCUCUCCCUAAAUUUCAGGCGUUGUGCCAAUAGUAGAAACGAUUGUUGUUAUCAUUAUCAAGAAGGUGGCAAGCUGGUGGUGUCAUUAGCAGGCCAGACAACAUAGUUUGUGGUAUUUUUGCCAACUUUGUUCUGAGUUCAAAUUCCACUGAGGUUGACUUUGCCUUUC